Molecule: messenger RNA, 2112 nt
Organism: Pimephales promelas (fathead minnow)
Lineage: Eukaryota; Metazoa; Chordata; Actinopteri; Cypriniformes; Leuciscidae
Gene: il1rl2
Product: interleukin 1 receptor-like 2
Biological process (GO): signal transduction
Source: RefSeq, a predicted model, not a curated record
AAACCCGAGACUGAGCAUCGUUUUCAAGUUUUAAUUCCUAAUGAUCGUUUAUGAUGCUUUUUAACCGUAAAGAGUGAAACUUGAACAGAGAAUAUCGCGUGCCAACUGAAAUGCGGGGCUUUUGUUUUGUUUCUUGGGAGAAAACGGGAAAUAUGACAGAACAUGCGCUGCUGUUAGAACCGGUUAAACCACUUUAACGAGAACCCGAGAUGAGCUUGUCCACGGUUUAUUUUCUAUGGAUUUUACUAUCCACCCUUUGGUUGGCAGAGAUGGAGAUGCCCAUGACGCAUCGCAGAUCAGCUAACUUCGUUGCUGGUCUUGUAUUUAAUCUCCAUUGCGAAAGAAACAGUCAGAAUGUGAGUGUGAGCUGGAGUCGUGUUCCCAGACAGAGCUUGGGAAACAUCACUGGGAUAACCAUUAAGGACAACGCACUGUGGUUCCUUCCAGCCGAGCUCGUCCACAGCGGAGAGUACUCCUGUUUCAGCAGAAAUGGCAAUGAAACCCAGGAAAUUAUAUUUGAGGUCUCCGUUCAGAAUGAAACAUGUCCCCGUAAGAACAGAGAAGAUGACGUAAAGAGCAUAAAGGAAGUCGAAUGUUUCCUUCCUCAUGUCUUUGAGUUAGACCCUGGAGCUCAAGUGAGCUGGCGAAAGAACUGCCAUCCACUCGAUGGGAACAACAGGAGGGUUUUCCCGAUGAACAGAUCCGAUGAGAUGGUUGGACUCUAUACUUGCUUUGUGAACUUUACUCUUGAAGGGCUGAACUACUCUGCUGCCCAGACUACAAACAUCUACAGCCGGCCUUCAGAUUUUGUGGUGACGGAGCCUAAAAUCAUCUACCCACAGCAAGAAACACACACUGUAACACUAGGUAAAAGUUUCAAGCUGUGCUGCAAAGCUCUUGUUGGGAAGAACGCCAUGGAAGAAACUGAUAUAUACUGGAUGAGUGAAUCUCUCACUCUGAACUUCAGUAGCUCCACCAUGAAAGAGAGCGAGCAGCUCUACGCACUUUCUGUUUUAUUCAUCCCAGAAGUCACAUAUGACUACCUGAACACUGAUCUCACCUGUGUGGUUCUACACCCGGCAGGCUCAGAUUCUGUAAAAGUCCAGCUUAUCCUAGCUAGUCAGAAGGAGCGUCUUUAUUGGAUCGGCCUCGGUCUGGUGGCUCUGGUCACGUUACUGGGCGCUGUGGCAUUACUCUUCAGAGUCGAUCUGGUUCUGGUUUACAGGGAUGUUUGCUCGUCUUCUGCCGUAUGCAGCGAUGGAAAGUCGUAUGAUGCGUAUGUGAGUUAUCUCCAUGGUGACCGACUCAUCUCAUCUUCUGCAAUGACCUUUGCCCUGCAUUCCCUUCCUGAGAUGCUUGAAGAUCUCUAUGGUUAUAAACUGUUCAUCAGUGGGCGUGAUGAACUUCCUGGGGAAGCGGUGCAUGAAGUCAUUGCUGACCGAAUGAGCCGAAGUCGAAGGCUGAUCAUUGUUCUUACAUCACAGUCUCAAACCGAUGGCACCAGGAAACCCCUGAUGUCAGACGAUGCUGUGCGACUGGAAGAGCCGUCCUCUGCCCAGAUGUGUGCGGCGUACGAGCAGCGAGUGGGUGUGUAUGACGCUCUGGUGAAGCAGGGUCUGAAGGUCCUCCUGGUGCAGGUGGAGGACGGGGUUGAAGAAGCUUCACUGCCCGAGUCUCUGCGCUUCAUCCGUCGCAGCAAAGGCAUCCUCCAGUGGAGGCAGAACGCCAGUGAUCGUGCAAACAGAAGGUUCUGGAAAUACGUGCGUUACCACAUGCCCCCGGCACAGAGGCGCUAACUAGUGCAUCUGCACAUCUGGGCCUGGUUUCGCAGACAGGGCUUAUAUUAAGCCAGGGUUAUUCCUUAGUUCAAUUCGGGCAUUUAAGUUGCUUUUAUAAAUGUGCGCAAGAAAAAAAUAUUUCUGGUGUGACUCUAGAGACAAAACAAUGGCACUGACCUCUUUUUGCUUUCAGUUAAAACAGCUCAAACAUGCAUUUUAGUCUGAGACUAGAUUAAACCUCGUCUGUGAAAACCUUGAUAGUGUUUACAAGUCAAGUCACAUUUAUUUAUAUAGCGCUUUUUACAAUACAGAUUGUAUCAAAACAGCCUCACAG